AUGAUGAGGGCUGACAAGUCUCUGCCAUAUGAGCAUCAUGAAAGCGUGCGUGACAUGCAGGAUGCGAUUAUAGAGGUGGUUAGGAGGCAACUGAUUGACGACAUUCGCCAAAGUGGGGUAUUCUCUGUCAUGUGUGACGAAUCGACAGAUGUCUCAACGGAAAAGACAUUUAUAUUUUACGUGAGAACUCCGCGGGCAGACGCUAAGUUUUUGGAAGUCACGGAGCUUAACGGAGACGAAUGCACGGCAACAAACUUGUGCGCGACCAUAAUCCGCGUUCUCGAAAUGAGGAACUUAAGUGUGGACAAUAUCGCAUGCAUAACGACGGACGGUGCAAGUGUUAUGACUGGUGUUCGCGGUGGAGUUACCACACUAAUGAAGGAACGCAACGGACUUAUGCUCAGCGUUCACUGCAUAGCGCACCGAUUGGCACUGGCUAGCGGACAGGCAGCCAAUAGUAAUAAAUACCUGCAGCAGUAUCAGGCAAUGAUAAACACGGUAUAUAAAUACUACCACUACUCGCCAAAACACCAGGCUAAAAUGAACAAAAUCCAACAGGUGUACGAAAUGGCGGAGAGAAAGUUUAAGCAGACUUUCCCAACGCGUUGGUUGUCGUUUGAAGGUGCCGUCGAGGCCAUCAUUGAAAACUAUGCGGCGUUAGUAGCUUGCAUGGAAAUGGACGUUGCCGAGUGCGGGGAUCCUGUCGCUAGUGGAAUUCUUCGAUUCAUAUCGGAUUACCGGUUCCUUUACUCAACACAUGCUAUGAUGGACGUCAUUACGGAGCUCGGUAUCCUGAGCCGAAAUUUUCAGCGUAGGGAUUUGACGGUGUCAGAGCAAAGCAGUCAACUCAGUGCAGCGAUCUGUGCACUGAAAGCAAUGCGGACAUCGCCAGGACCCUCACUUUCAUAG
Dreissena polymorpha is the source of this 909-nucleotide messenger RNA. Its product is annotated as zinc finger protein 862-like. Lineage: Eukaryota; Metazoa; Mollusca; Bivalvia; Myida; Dreissenidae. The transcript has a single exon. The record is from RefSeq and is a predicted model, not a curated record. Bases 1 to 909 code for a protein of 302 amino acids.